CGUGGGGGACCGCGGGGUGGACGAGAUGCCGGGGCCGCCGGCGUCGUCGCCCCCGCCGAUGCUGCUGCUCCUGCUCCUCACCAUCGGCAGUGCCCGGGCCGCGCCACUUCCGCAAACAGGUGCAGGGGAAGUACCUGUUGUAGAAGUUCCCUCCUUGUUUGUGAUCCUGUCGGUGUGCAGUUUAUUGAUACUGAUAGUGUUAAUUGCAAACUGUGUUUCCUGCUGUAAGGACCCAGAAAUAGACUUUAAGGAAUUUGAAGACAAUUUUGAUGAUGAGAUAGACUUCACCCCACCAGCAGAAGAUACUCCCUCUGUCCAGUCCCCAGCAGAGGUCUUCACGCUUUCAGUGCCAAACAUUUCACUUCCAGCUCCAUCCCAGUUCCAGUCGUCUGUGGAAGGUUUGAAGUCUCAAGUCGCCCGCCACAGUCUGAACUAUAUACAGGAGAUUGGGAAUGGCUGGUUUGGAAAGGUCCUCCUGGGAGAAACUUACACAGGCACCAGCGUCACGAGAGUCAUAGUGAAGGAGUUAAAAGUCAGUGCAAGCCCGAAAGAACAAGAUACUUUCCUGAAAAAUGGAGAGCCUUACUACAUUCUCCAGCAUCCAAAUGUCCUCCAGUGUGUCGGGCAGUGUGUGGAAGCCAUUCCCUACCUCCUGGUGUUUGAGUUCUGCGACCUGGGCGACCUGAAGGCUUACCUGCAUAGUGAGCAAGAACAUGUUCGGGGCGAUUCACAGACCAUGCUGCUGCAGAGGAUGGCAUGCGAGAUUGCUGCAGGGCUGGCAGCCAUGCACAAGCUGCACUUCUUGCACAGUGAUCUGGCCCUCCGGAAUUGUUAUCUUACCUCCGACUUAAAUGUCAAAGUGGGCGAUUAUGGAAUAGGCUUCAGCAGAUACAAGGAGGAUUACAUUGAGACAGAUGACAAAAAAAUUUUCCCCCUGCGAUGGACUGCUCCAGAAUUAGUGACCAGCUUUCAAGACAGACUCUUGACUGCAGAUCAGACUAAAUACAGUAAUAUCUGGUCCUUGGGUGUAACACUUUGGGAACUCUUCAACAAUGCUGCCCAGCCUUAUGCAAACCUUUCUGACCUGGAUGUCCUCAAUCAAGUCAUUAGAGAGAGGGACAUAAAACUCCCGAAGCCCCAGCUGGAGCAGCCUUACUCGGAUAGAUGGUAUGAAGUGUUACAGUUCUGCUGGCUGCCUCCAGACAAGAGGCCACCCGCAGAAGAUGUGCACCGCCUGCUCACUUACCUGCGGAUGCAGAGCCAGCGGGACUCAGAGGUAGACUUUGAACAGCAGUGGACUGCUCUCAAGCCUAACACCAAUAGCAGGGAUGCAUCAUCCAGUGCUGCCUUCCCCAUCCUUGACCACUUUGCCCGGGACCGGCUGGGUCGGGAGAUGGAGGAGGUCCUCACGGUGACUGAGACCAGCCAGGGCCUGAGCUUUGAAUAUGUGUGGGAGGCUGCUAAGCAUGACCACUUUGAUGAGCAAGGCCGGGGCCACCCAGAUGAAGCCUUGUCUUAUUCCAGUAUGUUCUUCCCCGUUGAAGUGUUUGAGAAUUCACUUUCAGAUCCUGGCCCUGGCAAGCAAGAUGACAGUGGCCAAGAGGUGCCUGUAAGGGCCCCUGGAGUGGUUCCUGUGUUUGAUGCACACAACCUCUCUGUUGGAAGUGACUAUUACAUCCAGCUGGAAGAGAAAGGCAGUAGCAAUUUGGGACUGGAUUACCCACCUGCACUGCUCACAACUGAAGUGGAUAAUCCAGAAAGGGCUGGAGUUGAGGCACCCCAUCUUACAGCCCUUAAGAACCUUGUGUCUGAGGAACCCAGUACAGAAGAGGAUUUCUUCCAGAGCAGUGCUCACCCCAAAGAAGCCAGCUCUGCCGAGGACUCACAUGUUGCCAGCAUCCCUGGGAGCCCUUUCAACAUAUUUAGUGACCUUGACAAAGCAGAUGACCUGCCCAGUCACCAAAAAAUAUUUGAUCUAAUGGAACUAAAUGGAGUUCAAGCUGACUUUAAGCCAGCCAUCUUGAGUUCAAGCCUGGAUGACCCCAAGGACACCUGCCAGUCUGACAAAGAAAAGCCCCAUACUCUUUUGGACCAGGACCCUCUGUGCUUAUCAGAAAGUCUUUUGCACCAAGAUCACUUUGAUCCAUUGAGUGUCCAAGAAUUGUCAGAAAACUUUUUAUUUCUUCAGGAGAAAAAUCUACUGAAAGGCUCACUGCCUAUUAAGGAGCAGGCGAACGAUCUUCAAACAGAGCUUAAGAAUGCAGGUUUUACCUCAGCACUGUUAGAUUCACCCCAGAGAGGCUCUGUACGUUCUGAACUUGAGUUCCUGGAAAAUACUCUAGACUUUCCUUUGUUGCAGGAAAACACAAGUGGACAGAAUGAAGGUACAGGUGUCAUACUUCAGGAUGGUACCUCACCACAGGCCUCCCCAGAAGUGCAGGUACCUCUGGCCUCACUCACAGAAGGAUCUCCUAAUGGCCCCCCAGACUCAAUUCUAAGGCCAGGAGAAACCAAAUCCUUUAUAGAUGUCAGAGUCCCUGAGAACUCCAUCUGCCUGGAUCUAAGCCUCAACCCCGUGACUGGCCCAGUUGAAAUUCCUGCUCCCGAUGCCAAAACCCUUGAUGGGGGUGAUGGGCCCCCAGAUGUAACUUGCCAAAGCAAGGAGGCCUUGAAUCUAACCAAAAGAGACCCUAUCCUCGUGAAUGAUAUUACUGGUCAGGGUAGCAUGGAGAGUUGUCUUCCAGAAUUGAGACAGGAUUUACAAAAUCAGCCAUUUCCAGAAGACCCUCUUAGUGGCAGCUUACUGGAGAAAAACUCGGAAGCUGUGGACACUUUAAAUCAGCUUAAUUAUAAGGCUGCCCCAAAAGAUACAGCCUUGGCAUCUGCCCUCUCCUCAGACUCCACCAGCCAAGAUAGCCUCUUAGAAGACAGUUUGUCAACACCCAUCCCCACCUCAGAGCAGUCUGUGGAGACACCAGACUCCCUGGAUUCAGUGGAUGUCCAUGAAGUAUUACUUGAGUCCCUAGGUUCUCACACCCCUCAGAAACUCUUGCCCCCCGAUAAGCCCGCAGACAGCGGCUAUGAAACAGAGAACCUGGAGUCUCCUGAGUGGACCCUCCACCCUGCACCUGAGGGCACCGCUAACUCAGACACAGCUGCAGCAGGUGACAGUGGCCACAGCAGUUUGCCUCCCAACCCGGUCAUCGUAAUCUCGGAUGCAGGCGAUGGCCACAGGGGUGCUGAAGGUCCCCCUCAGAGCUUCACACUGGGCACCCAGAGUUCAUAUCGAGACUCUGCAUACUUCUCAGACAAUGACUCAGAGCCAGAUAAAAAGCCUGAGGAGGUCCCAGGAACGUCUACCAAUGCCCUGGUAUUGAUAAAGGGCCAGUCCUCACCUGAGCCAGUUGUCCCAGAAGAAAGCUCUGACCUCAGAGAAGGCUGCCUGGAAGCCCCACAGGACAAGCCAGAUCAAAGUCAGGUGUCUGAUUUGCAGAAUUCUUGUCACUCAAACCUACAAGAAACAUUGCAGCCCACACCAGCUGAUGCUUCCAGAGAGGCAUAUCCUGUGGACGAUGAAGCCAGCAGCCCUUUGAGUUUAUUGAAUUCAGAACUUAGCAGCUGCGAUGACCUAGAGACACAGGAAGAUCGCCCAUGCACCCUGGCCUCCACAGGCACCAACACCAAUGAACUCCUUGCAUACACAAGUUCCACACUGGAUAAAUCUUUGCCCAGCCACUUCGAGGGCCCCAAGCUGAAGGAGCCAGAUAUCGAAGGGAAAUACCUGGGCAAACUGUGUGUGUCUGGGAUGCUGGACCUCUCGGAGGAUGGGAUGGAUGCAGAUGAGGAAGAUGAGAACAGUGACGACUCAGAUGAGGACCUGCGGGCCUUCAACUUGCACAGCCUAAGCUCUGAAUCGGAAGACGACAUGGAGCACCCUGUGCCCAUUAUCGUCAGUAAUGAUGAUGGCAGGCACCUGCGGAGUUUGCUGAAACCCUCAGCUGCUGAGGCCAUUGAGCAGCUGCCAGAUGACUGGAAGAAGGAAAAGAAGGCAGUGACAUUUUUUGAUGAUGUCACCGUUUAUCUGUUUGACCAGGAAACCCCCACCAAAGAGCUGGGGCACUGUGGAGGAGAAGCGCACGGCCCUGGGCCCAGCAGCUCAGCAGCAUCCUCAGGUUCACCCUACCUAGGGAGGUGCAUGAAUUCAGAAAGUUCCACGGAUGAAGAAGGCGGAGGCUUCGAAUGGGAUGAUGACUUCUCCCCAGAUCCUUUCAUGUCGAAAACAACAAGCCUUCUGGGUUCCAAGCCUCCUCUUCAAACCUCCAAAUACUUUUCUCCUCCCCCACCGGCCAGGAGUGCUGAGCAGAGCUGGCCACAUGUGUCCCCCUGCUCCCGGUUCUCCAUCUCUCCUGCCAACAUUGCCAGCUUCUCUCUCACACACCUCACGGAUUCAGACAUUGAACAAGGAGGCAGCAGUGAAGACGGAGACAAGGACUAGGCGGUUGUGGACACUCUUUCCCAGCCAGCAGAUCUCCUGCUUGUCCACCUGAGCAACGACAUUGACUCCAUACUGACUGGCACCAGACAGUGAGCAACUCAGGAGUGAUGGAGAGCCGGGCCACCAUGCCAGGAAGCCAGCUCGUUCUGCAGCGCUCACUCACUUGGGCUGCCCUCGCGCUGGACAUCCUGCUGAGGUGGCCUACUGCCACACUGCUCUGGCACAUGCGUAUUGGAGGACCUGAGCACCUCAGGCCAUGGGUCUGCUUGUGUGUGGAUGUCUGCCUCAGCACACCUGUGUCUCCAGUCUGGUGCCACAGAGGGGCGCACCAGGGCAGUGGUCACUAGUGAGCCAUAUUUAUUGUCUUUAAGGAAAUCACUAAUUGCUCUUUGACUGCACUGUGGGUGAGUGUUCUAAGCUCCCAAUAUAGCAUCCCAAUUCAGCAUCGUGAAUUAUCCAAGGAAAACAUGGCAGGACAAGCUGGUGCCGUCCACUGGUUUGAUUUUCUUUCUUUUUUUCCUUUCUUUUUUUUUUUUUUUUUUUUUUUUUUUUUUUUUUUUUUUUUUUUUUGGUUUUUGGUUUUGGUUUUCUUUGUUGUUGUUUUUUGUUUUUUGUUUUGUUUUGUUUGUCUUCUUGUGUGUUUGCUCUGCAUGGUACUGUAAAGCUUCAAUAUUUUGAGUGUUCUUCUGUCAUCAGACCCAUGGGAACCGUACCCAGGUACCCUCCGAUUCUGGGUGUUAGUGUUUUAUGUUCUCAGAGAACAUAUUUUUGAUGAGGCCAAAACUGUUUGUUGAAACAAACUGGGCUGUUCUGUUUCAUUAAUUGCAUUGAGCAUGUUUCUGUAUAAGGUGGAUUCUCUGGGCAGCUUGCCCUUCCUCUCGUGCUUUUCAAUCCUUUCGGUUAGAAAUCCCAUAAGAGAGGCAUCUGGAAUGCAGUGCCCAGGGUCCUUUUCUGGUGAGAUGAGGCCAUGCACCACUUCCUCUGCACAGAGGCCAGCCUGCAGGAGCUCUGUGUCUCUCAGGCAGGUGGGACCUCUGAGAUGCUGGUCCUCACAGAGCUGCAAGUGAGAAGAGCAGUUAGUCCAUUCUGGGUGCUGCUGAGAGAGCUGUUUGGAAAUGUCUGAGAUGGGUUCUUCCCAUUCCAGGCCAUAGCACCCAGGAUACAGGCUGCACCCUGUAGCUGCAAGGAGCAGGGCAGGGACCCCAGCAGGGCCUCCAGCAGCCCUCAUGGCCUCCCUUCCUGUAUCAAGCACCCAGCUCUCCUCUUGUUCUGAAAGGGAUCUCCCACCUUCAGCAUAGCCUCAGUACAUCAUCAAAGGACUCUGCUGUCCCCAACAAAAGAGUGAGGCCUCACUCUGCUGCCCCGGGAGUUCUGCUCUGACAGGAAGUGUCGGUUGCUGUGCAAUGUGGUGAUGCCAUGCUGAGCGGGGACUGCACCUGCUGGGGUUGGUCUUCUCACUUGGGCUCCUCACCCCAAAUAUUUCCCGGUGCUGCCCCCCGCUGUCCAGACUCCAGUGUGACAAUGGGAUGAGUCUCCAGGCCCUGGCCAGGACAUUGUGCUGUCAAUCAAAGGGACUUGGGCUUUCUGCAGAGUGCAAGUGUGGGUGUCGGCGAGAGUUUCCGUAGUGAAUUAUGACCUUUAUUAUCAAUUCUGAUUUGAUCCAUGAAUUUUUUAUACUAAGCAAUAACUUUACAAUCAACAGAAAUUUGAGAACAGAGAGUCCCCUUUCCCAUACUUGGUGCAGACCUAGCAUGCCUCGACUCCACAGAAAGCACUGGAUCUUGUGACAUGUAUAUUAAAAACAGGGCAUUUGAAAGUAACUUUGCCAAAAUUGUCAUAACUGAAUUUUUGCUGUGUGAACUUUCUGAUUUUUUUUUUAAUUUUUAUCUCUAUCUACCAGUCUUAAUUGAGAAAGGAGACAUAAUUAUAAUAAAGUUUUUUUCUUUUUCAAAUUAGGUUUAAGAAGUUCAGAUUCACUGAUUACGGUCGGGUGGAUCUGUAGAUAUAGCCUCCUUUUGCAGCCAGCCUGGGAUAGACUUACUGACACUUGAGGGCUGGCCAUCUUUCACUAUGUUGAGGGGAUUUUAACAAUACAAUUCCCGUUUAUAUUUAUAUCUAUAUCGCUCUCAUGGUUAAUUGCCAAAACAAAAGCAUUUUAUAUAUUGAGUUGGGGUGGGGGUGGGGUGGAUCUUUCUGUGGGGUCGCAUGGAAGGGAAGAAUUUGUAUAAAACUCGUCAACACAUCCUCCCAAAAUCUCAAGCAAUAUACAGAAAUUUCAGUAGACUAAACUCCAGCCCGUUUUUUAAAUGUGAGCAUGCGCUUUGCCAUCCAAUGUGGGUUUUGUUUUGGUUUAGGUUUUGUUUUUUGUUUUUCAAGACAGGGUUUCUCUGUGGCUGUCCUAGAACUUGCUGUAUAGUCCAGGCUGGCCUCAAACUCAGAGAUCGGCCUGAUCUCGGAGGCCCCCUGAUGCUGCCACCAUACCCAGCUGGUUUUAUUCUUUAAUGAUAACUUGGUUGCCCUUGGUGGGCUUUCCAAACCUGUCACUCAUGUAAGCAGUAAAAGGAGCCGGUGGUACCGGUGGCUGCCAUGCAGUGGGCUCAGUGCUCAUCUUCCACCUACCAGACUGCAAACUGACUUUUAAGUCCUCUAAUAAGAAUAAUGAGUCCUCUGAGUACUUCUUGAUAUCUUCCAUUUGUUUUAAGAUGACCUAAGUCAGAAAAAGGUAGUUCACCCUCCCCGAGAGACUCAGACACUGCCUGGGCCAGAAGCCAUUCAUCGAAAGGUUUUGAUGGCACAGCCUCUGUUCUUUUGUCAGAUGUACAGGCCUGCUUUUAGAGAGUUGGGGUUCUCUGAGGGAGCUGUCUCUCUGCUGUAAAAUGCCUUUUAAAACCUUCUUUCUUUUUCAUACUUCCCAUAGAGCAUUUGUAGAAUUAGUGACCUACUGCAUGCCUGUCCCCAGGGCCAGGAAAAGAGACAGGCAGCCCCUCAGCCUAGCGUUAGGCUCUCUGCGUGCCACGCUUCAGAGCGCCCACCUCAGUAAGAGUGGGCAGACACGGUUAUGUCAAACAUACAUCUCAAUAUUUCUCAAGCAGCAAACGGGGGCACCAGUCUUAGCUUUUAGGAAACUCUGUUUAACUUACACAUAAGUUCUCAAGAUGUGUUGGCAGUAUUGCGUCACCCACAGCCAUCCCAGGGGCUGAACAUAUGGUGUUUGGUUACUGAAGCCUGCACAGGUGAAGCUGGGUCUUGAUGACAGGACUUGUGCAUGCACCCACUGUUUCAUCCUGUCCAUAAGCCAGGGGUCUGGGUGGGGCAGUCACACCCAUGGCCUGCCACCUACCAGGUUGUACUUAACACAAUCAGAAGGGGUUCAUGGCAAUAUAACAGUUAAUGAACUUGGAGUUUAAAUUGUGUACAUUUUUAAAUUGUAAGAUUUUUACUGUAUAUUGAAGCUUAGUGUGAUUCAAUAAAUUGCUUGUAAUUUAAAAACUAUUUAAUAUUCAAAAUAAAUAUAGUUAUAUAUUUAUAAUAA
Mastomys coucha (southern multimammate mouse) is the source of this 8027-nucleotide messenger RNA. RefSeq names its product lemur tyrosine kinase 2 (gene Lmtk2). Lineage: Eukaryota; Metazoa; Chordata; Mammalia; Rodentia; Muridae. The record is from RefSeq and is a predicted model, not a curated record. The coding region runs from base 26 to 4495 and encodes 1489 amino acids. Gene Ontology annotation, molecular function: protein kinase activity; ATP binding. Gene Ontology annotation, biological process: protein phosphorylation. The transcript has 14 exons.